Molecule: messenger RNA, 591 nt
Organism: Drosophila nasuta
Lineage: Eukaryota; Metazoa; Arthropoda; Insecta; Diptera; Drosophilidae
Exons: 1
Coding region: 76-510 (144 amino acids)
Source: RefSeq, a predicted model, not a curated record
UCUGAAAAAAUAUCAGUUGUCCGAAAAGCUUCAACGAAUUAAUUCCAUUUUUUUUUUAAAUUUUAAUACAAAAAAAUGACUGCUACAUUCGUUCUAGUGCUAGGUUGCCUUGUAUGUGGAGCAUUAGCUGGACGUCCUGCUAUUCAAGGACCUGUAGUUUCAGCACCAACUACAAACCCAGCACCAGUCACUGGUCCAGCGAUUAACUAUUUACCACCCUCCAAACCAACUGUUGUUGUUAACCGUCCCGUCGUCCAAAGUCCUGGGCCUCUUCCAGCGACCAACUAUUUACCACCCUCCAAACCAGCUGUUGUUGUUAACCGUCCCGUCGUCCAAGGUCCUGGGCCAGUUGUUAUACCACAAAUUUUACCUCGACCAACUCCCGCAGCAACUACCGCCAAACCAAUUACAUUGCCCAUCGCACCGUCAGCCCGUCCAAUCUCAAUCGGCAAAAUUGGAAUACCAGCUCAAUCUGGCUCCCGCACUGUUGGAUCCCGCGCUCCUUACUAAUCAUUUCGAAUGUAAUUUGGAUGUGUUAAUAAAUGACGUCACUGCUCAAUGAUAUAAAAUAAAGUAGAACAAUUAAAUGUA